Messenger RNA from Symbiodinium sp. CCMP2592, 3078 nucleotides. The record is from the annotation of a GenBank genome assembly. Lineage: Eukaryota; Dinophyceae; Suessiales; Symbiodiniaceae.
AUGGCAGAGGCCACCGUGAGGGAGCUGGUCAACUUUGGCUUCUCAGAGGAUCGCGCACGUGAGGCUGUUGAAAACAUCGGGGACGUCUCAGAUGUACAGCUGGCCAUCAACUGGUUGUUGGAUCACGGAGAGGAGGACAAAGGCGGCGCUGUGGAAUUCAAGCACUGUCCUCACAUCUGCGAGCUGCCCCUGGGCACUAUCGUGAAGAAGGCAGCUCUCCAGUUCGGUAACCCGUGUGCCAAAGGAUGCAAAGGCUCCGAGAAGCUUGGCAUCAAGUGGUUAAGGCGUAAAGGACUCAUGCGACAUUCAGAUCGCUCCAAGAAGGAGAGGCAGCAGCCGGAGUCUGUCGCCGAGGCAGGGCGGGGUCAACAUGAGCUGCAACUUUCCGAGAUGGUGAAGAGGUUUUGGCAUGUCGCGAGUCGCGAGUCCACCAACUCCUCAGGCCGUCAGAGAUUGUGGCUCCAGCAGAGCUGUAAGUUGCCUGAGUUGCUACAGCCAGCCUGUAGACACGUGCGUCGUCGCGUAGCCAUAGCCAUGUCCGAGUUGUGGCUUCUGAUGCUUUUUGCUCAGCUCUGGAGGUUGGGCGCCGAUUUGACUUGGGAGUGGACCAGCCAGCGUGGGACGAGUGAAUGGGACUAUGCCACGGCCUUGCAACUGGAUACUGAAGGUGACAUCGUAGUGGCUGGAGAUGUUAGUGGGUCAUUCAGCAAUACCACGCACUUUGGUGCAAAUGAUGUUUUCCUGAUGAAGUUCAACCGUUCUGGCACUUGGCAAUGGACAAGUCAGCGGGGUAGCAAAAAAUCAGACAAUGCAAGAUCCCUCCAAAUCGAUCCUUUGGGAAGCAUUUUUGUUGCUGGCUACACAAUGAGCUCAUUGGAUGGCAAUGUCCAUCACGGUGGUUCCGACCUAUUCGUCUCCAAAUACAGCAAGGAUGGGUCUUGGCUCUGGACACGCCAGCGUGGUAGCAAUGACUGGGAUUACGGCCGCGCACUUCAGCUGGAUCGUUCCGGUCAUAUCUACCUGGCCGGGUACACGGGGGGCUCGCUGGAUGGCAACCGCAACGCUGGAGGGUAUGAUUUCUUCGUCAUGAAGCUUGAUCCCAGUGGAUCCUGGCUAUGGACGCGGCAGCGUGGAAGCACCUUCUGGGAUUAUGCCCGUGCUCUGCAGCUGGAUGCCCGAGGGAACGUACUGGUAGCGGGAUACACGAGAGGCGAUUUGGAUGGCAAUGAGAACGCAGGAGGCAAAGAUGUCUUCCUCGCCAAAUUCGCUGCAGACGGAGUUUGGCAAUGGACUCGUCAGCGAGGUUGUGUGGCAGAUGAUGAUGCCUGGGAUCUCGGUACAGAUGCAGCAGGAAAUAUUUUUCUGACGGGUGAGACAUCAGGUGCUCUUCAUGGAGAGAGUGCGGGAAGCUCGGACAUCUUCCUGAUGAAGUUCUCCAGCGACGGCGCUUGGCAGUGGAGCCGCCAGCGUGGUACCGAGAAGUUUGACGUUGCCUGGGCAUUAGAAGUCGAUUACUGGGACAACAUUCUCGUUGCAGGAUAUACCGGAGGCUCAAUGGAUGGCCACAUCAAUGCCGGUAGCUCGGAUGUGUUCGUGAUGAUGUUCGACCUCUCUGGUUCUUGGCAGUGGACUGAGCAGAGGGGAACUCCACUUUGGGAUUAUGCACGUGCGCUCCGAGUAAAUCCAGCCGGAGACGUCUUCUUAGCAGGCUCGACGCAAGGGCAGCUUGACAACGGCAACUUCAGUGGUGGUGAAGAUCUCUUUGUCAUGAAGUUCAAGCGCUCAAACAUCUCAGCCAAGCUCCAAAGCAAGGUCAGUGGGAACGGUCAUUUCCUGGCGCUGGGCUUGAUGGACCUCAGUGUGUGGUGCUAUGAAUGUGAGUCAUACGUUGACCACGAGGUGCUUGGCCCACUGGUCGCCCGAAUGCAGCGAUUGAAAUUCGGUGGCGAAGACGAGGAGGAGCCAGAGCCCGAGGUUGGCAGCAUCUUGGAUGCGGACCCACAGUCAGCUCACGGCUUCUUGGGCGAUCCGAACUGGCCCUUGCCGCGACUGGCAAGUGCCUGCAAUGAGGAAGCCCGACCAGGAUACAAGACCAUGAAGGCGCACGAGUAUCUGGAUGAACCCGAAGUUCUGAAGGCAAAAGUGAAACUGCUGGCCGACCUCAUAACACGAAGCCGAAACUGUGUUGCUUACACUGGCGCUGGCAUCAGCACGGCCUCUGGCAUCAAAGACUAUGCAACGAAGGCAAGCUCCUCGUCUUCAUCUUCUUCUGCGAAGUCGCCAUGGUUGGCGGAACCGAGCUACGCUCACCAUGUCCUCGUCGCACUUUGGAAGAAUGGAAGCUUGAAACAUUGGGUGCAGCAGAAUCAUGAUGGCCUACCUCAGAAAGCAGGAUUCCCGCAGAAGGACAUCAACGAGAUCCACGGUGCUUGGUGGGACCCUUCCAAUCCAGUCGUCCCAAUGGACGGAACUCUCCGUUCUGAUCUGAUUCAGUGGAUGCUUGAUUGGGAGAGUCGUGCAGACCUGUGUUUGGCGCUUGGGACUUCCAUGGUCGGAAUGAAUGCAGAUCGCAUGGCUGUGUCCCCGGCCAAGCGGGCUCAGCGCAUGCACCGAGACGAGGCACUGGGAACUGUGAUCGUGGCACUGCAGCAGACACAGUACGACAAGAUCUCGUCUUUGCGAAUCUUUGCUCGGCUUGACGAUGUUCUCAGGGAGCUGGCUUCCUUGUUAAACCUCGACGUGGCCUCCGGUGCGGUGCUGACGCAGAGACGUCAGGAGGCAAUCAUUCCGUACGGCCGGGAUGGUCGAAAGUCCGCCACGGCCCAGCUGCAGCUGGACCUGCGUGUGGGAAGCAAACUACGGGUGGUUGACCAGCCCGACUGGGACCAAGCGAAGUAUGGAGAGAUCUGCCAAGUUAUGGAAGCUCCCGAGGAGCUGGCCAAACAGGGGCACGUGCAGCUGCUCUUUCCCGGCGAGGGCUUGAAGAAGUCGGUCACACGUUUUCUCGGUGGUUGGUGGAUCGAGGCUGCCAUCAACGGAGAGUUGGAGAAGAUUCCGGUGGCUUGUCUCAGCGCUUGA